Molecule: messenger RNA, 758 nt
Organism: Euleptes europaea (tarantolino)
Lineage: Eukaryota; Metazoa; Chordata; Lepidosauria; Squamata; Sphaerodactylidae
Product: putative bifunctional UDP-N-acetylglucosamine transferase and deubiquitinase ALG13
Exons: 6
Coding region: 78-758 (226 amino acids)
Source: RefSeq, a predicted model, not a curated record
UGACACAAGUCACCCCAGUUCCUGCAUGGAAUGUGGUCCCUAGUCGGAAAGGAGGAAGCUAUCAGAAAAUAUCAGAUAUGGAUAUAAAAUCACGGAAGAAGCUGUUUAAAAAAGUCCGUGGGAAAGAAGUCUACAUGACUGUGGCGUACAGCAGGGGUCAGCCUGUCCUUCCUCCCCGGCUACAUCAUGGCAUUCCAUCAGGACGAUCUGCUCCAAUUCAUUGCUCUCAAAGUGGAGGGCACAUGGCUCCUUACGAACAUUACCAUCCUCAGAAUUCCCAGAGGUCUGGCAGGGGGUAUGGAAUGCCCAGGGGAGCUGACCGGUUUAUAAACAGAAACAACAUGGUCGGGCCAGAAAUGGCAUAUCCCAGUCCGGGCAAGAGAUACUAUCACAGCUAUGAUAAUUUCUCUUACAGGUCUCGGUCGUACAGCCGCAGUCGCAGGCAGAUGCAGUGUGUAAACAAAGAAUGCCAGUAUGGGUUUGCGGCUGAGAAUUGUGAGGAACCUCAAGGCUUGGAAGAGACCAUCACCUUCUAUGAAAUUGAAGAAGGGGAUGACACGACUUUUCCUGCUCAACCUAAUCAGGGUAACCCGCCUCCGAUAGUUCCUGAUCCUGCCGGAUUCUGGGUAGCCAGAAGGGGCCCAACUCCCAUCCCGUCUAACAAGCCGGCUCUAAAUUCCUCUGAGGAAGAAAUAGAGGAGCCUAGUGAUAAUGGAGAAUAUCAUGAGGAUUACCUGUAUACCCCUCCAGGUCAGUAA